Molecule: messenger RNA, 1691 nt
Organism: Mya arenaria
Lineage: Eukaryota; Metazoa; Mollusca; Bivalvia; Myida; Myidae
Product: sulfotransferase 1B1-like
Exons: 7
Coding region: 427-1164 (245 amino acids)
Biological process (GO): sulfation
Cellular component (GO): cytoplasm
Molecular function (GO): sulfotransferase activity
Source: RefSeq, a predicted model, not a curated record
UUGAUUGACAUGCUGAGACAAUCGUAACAACUCGGCCAUCUCCGGCAAGCUUCGAGAUAGACCUCGUAAAUAGUAGUAAGGAUAUACGAAAGUGCGAUGCGGCUGCCGGCAAUUAACAUCGUUUUCAAUCCGCGUAAAGAAGGCCCAUUGUAACAACAAGGAAAUGGAUUGUGUUAAAUUAAAUGUGCUUGUUUAAGAGAAUUUUUUUAUUAUAACCUCAAAGAACGUUCGUUUUAUGAAUAUUUAGAUGUUUCCUUAUACAUGAAGCACUCUGUUUCAUCUGGAAAAAUCGUGAGCACACAGAAAAUGUACUUGACAGUCAUUGAAAUGAUCAUACGGUUCAUGGCAUGCAUGAAUCAUUACAUCGGAUUAAAUGCAUGCAUGGACUAAAUGUCAACAUUUUCUCAACAGUUAUAGGAAUACCCUAUGAAAUGGACAACAUUGACUACAGAGAUCGUUGAGUUAGUGCAAACCCUUGAUUUUGAAAAAGCGAACACGGUGCAGCUUGACGAACGAUUCGCCUUCAUUGAACGAAUAGACGAAACCAUCCCGAAUGCAACAGGAAUGGACGCAUUAAAGAACGCAGGGAGCCCCAGGGUGUUCAAGUCCCAUCUGCAGUACAAGUUCCUGCCAAAAAUGUUACAAGGCGGAAAAGGAAGGAUGGUGUACGUGUGUCGGAACCCUAAAGACGUUGUUUUGUCCUGGUACAAGCUGAUGCAAUGGUUCGACUGGUGUGAUAUGUCACUGGCAGAAUUCUUUGAGGAUUUCAUGAACGGAAAAGUUUUGUAUGGAGGUUGGGAAGAUAACGUUCUUGGAUUUUGGAAUAACACCAAAGUUGGGAACCUUUUGUUUUUAAAGUAUGAAGAUGUUGUCAAGGAUAUUCCAAAGACCAUAAGGGACAUAGCGAGCUUUCUUGGCAGAACACUGACCGAUGGCGAUGUGAACAGAAUACAUGAGCACUGCUCUAUUGAAAGCAUGCGAAAGAACCCGACGCUUAAUUUGGAACAUAUGGCUGGAAGUAACAUGAAGGAUGGUUAUGGCGGUUUCAUUAACAAAGGUAAACCUGGAACUUGGCGAGAGUCGUUAACGUCUGAGAUGAGUUCUCGUCUUGAUGACGUUUUGAAACAGGUCGCAGAGAAAAGACUGUCUUUUGAAUGUUGCUAGAUAAUGUUAUGUCAAUACAUGUAUGUGUUUAUUACUAACAUAACAUACAGAAAUACCUUAUUAUCAAUGUGUCAAGGAAAUCGCUGUGUUCUUGAUGACGUAUUGAAACAGGUCGCAGGAAAAGGACCGUCUUUUGAAUGUUGCUAGAUAAUGUUAUGUGAAUAUGUGCUUAUUUCUAACAUAACAUACAGAAAUACCUUAUAUGUAUACAUAAUAGUAAUACCUCAAUGUGUGUCAAGGAAAUCUCUGUGUUCUAGAUGGUGUUUGCAUUGACAUUAACUUCCUUUAUGUAUUGUAUUUAUUUAUGUAUUGUACUUGUUUUGUUGUAGUUUUCAGAAAAAAAUAUAUUGUAUGCGACCAUAACUUUCGGAUAUGACUACUUUGGCAUUCCGCUCAAGGCUUGUGCGCGCUGACGUUUGAUUUGGAAAUGAGGGCGUAUUCAAGUUGGAAAAACAGUGAACAAUAUCAAAUUGUUUAUUUCUGUUUGAAACAGUUAACUUUCAUUUUGAUUUCUUUGACAAAUAUCU